CUUCGCCGAUAAGUAUGCUUGCGCGGCAAAGACAUUUUUUUUUUCUUCCUCUCUCUCGAUCGAUCUAUUUCUAGCUGUCCAGCAACUGCCCUCGUCUCACUCGAGCAAGCAUUUUGUUACUAUUAUUUUUGUCCUUGGUAUAGUACAAUGUUCGAUGACGCACUAUAAAACAAAAAAUUCCCGCACCCUCUCUGUCGCUAAACCGCAACGAUUCUCGUUCCCUUCCUAGUUAGCCGAUCGAUUUUAAUUUUCAGGUUCCUCGGAUCUUGACUGCAUGGACGCGUCCCUGCCGUCAUGCCCGGACAACGGCCCGCCGACGGCUUCGCCGCCGCGCGCCGCCCCGGCGCUCAGCGCGUCCGAGCGGGACCUCUGCGACUUCAUCUGCAGCGGCCCACUGGUGGAGAGGAUCGGCUACACCAAGGAGAAGGUCGCCGACUCCAUCGACCGGUGGCUUCGCUGCGGGGCUCAGGUGGCGCGCCUCCUCCGCCUCGACGAGCUCCAGCUGUCGGAGGCCGAGAAGGCCCGGAUAUACCAGUUCUACAUCCCCGUCUUCCUCUGGUGCGAGGACCAGGUUAUAGAGCACAGAGCCAAGUACGACGACGGCGACGACAUCCCGCCAUUGGUGAUCGGGCUCAGUGCUCCCCAAGGAAGCGGAAAGACGACUCUAGUCUUCGCACUUGAUCAUCUUUUUCAGGCUGCUGGUAGGAAAUCCGCCAUAUUGUCUAUAGACGACUUCUAUUUGACAUCAAAAGAGCAGAAUGAACUGAGGAACAGAUAUCCUGGAAAUGCUCUUUUAGAGCUCCGUGGAAAUGCUGGAAGCCACGAUCUACAAUUCAGUGUUGAAACACUCGAGUCACUGAUGAAACUAACAAAGGAAGGCAUCAAGAUGAAGGUUCCACGGUAUGACAAGUCUGCUUUUGGGGGAAGAGGCGAUCGUGCUGAUCCUUCUGUAUGGCCGGAGGUUGAAGGGCCAUUAGAGGUUGUUCUGUUUGAAGGAUGGAUGCUUGGAUUUAAACCUCUUCCAAAUGAAGUUGUGAAAGCAGUGGAUCCCCAGCUCGAGGUGAUUAACAAGAACCUAGAAGCAUACUAUGACGCUUGGGACAGGUUCAUCAAGUCCUGGAUCGUUAUAAAAAUUAGAGAACCUAGUUGUGUCUAUCAGUGGAGGCUGCAGGCAGAGAUAACCAUGAAAGCAGAUGGAAAACCUGGAAUGUCUGAUGAGGAGGUUAUGGAUUUUGUAUCACGCUACCUAUCAGCAUACCACGCAUAUUUACCCAAGUUGUACAAAGAGGGACCGAAUGGUUCAAAGCCAGACCAUCUACUGGUCAUCGACAUAGACGAAGGGAGGAAUCCUAUUUGCGGUUGAAAUCCUUAUGAGUAUUUCACAAAUAAAUCCUUGUUGUACAACGUACAUUUGCUGAAAUGGAACUUGAAAUAAAUCCUUGAUGUACAAUGUACAUUUGCUGAAAUGGAACUUAUGACCCCACAGUGGAGCAUGGGCAUAUUUCUGGGACUUCUUAUGCCUAGCAAAGAGCACUGCCCUCUUGUUUUCUAGAUUUAGUUCAAAUAUAUCCCAAUUAUGUAAAUUUCAUGUACACGCAUAUUUCUCCUCAUAUUUGUGCUUAAACUUAUAUAUAAUCAAUCAGAGAAAUGCUCUGGUAGUGGUA
This is a messenger RNA of Sorghum bicolor (sorghum), 1664 nucleotides long. RefSeq names its product D-glycerate 3-kinase, chloroplastic. The coding region runs from base 275 to 1363 and encodes 362 amino acids. Gene Ontology annotation, biological process: photorespiration. Gene Ontology annotation, cellular component: cytoplasm. The record is from RefSeq and is a predicted model, not a curated record. Gene Ontology annotation, molecular function: kinase activity; ATP binding. NCBI's taxonomy places the organism in Eukaryota, Viridiplantae, Streptophyta, Magnoliopsida, Poales, Poaceae. The transcript is spliced from 12 exons.